Molecule: messenger RNA, 264 nt
Organism: Mesorhabditis belari
Lineage: Eukaryota; Metazoa; Nematoda; Chromadorea; Rhabditida; Rhabditidae
Source: the annotation of a GenBank genome assembly
AUGGAGGUCUUAUUACGUCCUAUUGGUAACAUGACCGUAGACUUGCUUCAAAAACUUGGUCCGACUCAAUCAUCAUUAUCAAAAAUCCCUGCAGUGCCAGCGACAACAAAAAUUCCUGAAGUGAUAACCAGAAAUUCAUCGCUCCACAAUGCUACGGACAGUUUUCAAGAUUGGGAAGAUGUAAUCCAACAAGGACACAGAAUGGAAGGCGUGAUCGGAAAGAAACUCGAGCAAAUUCCCAAUGAUUUCGUCAAUUAUGAGAAU